AUGAGUCUCAAUACGAACCAGCUCGAUCCUCGACAGCAUCCGCUGAAGGCGACGGCCGCGGCAAUUGGCGCCGUCCAGGGUGAAAUGCGAGGGCCCCGUGUCAGCCAUAUGCAAGGAGCCAACGAGGGCCCCGCCGACGUGAUCGCAAAGGUGUCUGGAUGUGUGCCUGGCGGCAAGCGGGAGGAUGACAGUCUCUACUUCACCAACAACGAAGGCAUCCCGUUCCCAGAUCCUGCGCAUAGUAAGACAAUUGGAGGCAUCCCGGUGGCCAGCGAUGUUUUCCUCUUCCAAAAGCAGCAGCACUUUAACCGAUCCAAGCCUCUGGAACGAAUGGUUCACCCCUGUGGAUCGGGCGCGUUCGGCUACUUUGAAUGCACCAAGGAUGUCACCGGUCUCACCAAAGCCAAUUUCCUGUCGAGCGUCGGCGAGAAGACGCCGGUUUUUGUCCGUUUCUCGACCGUAACUUUUGGUCGAGAGUUCCCGGACGAGGGCCGUAAUCCACGUGGAUUUGCCAUCAAGUUCUAUACUAUGGAAGGGAACUAUGAUAUUGUUGGGUUGAAUUUUCCCGUGUUUUUCUGCAGGGAUCCAAUUCAGGGCCCUGAUGUGAUCCGGUCCCAGUACCGUAACCCCAAGAACUUUCUCCUGGACUACGAUGCGCUCUUUGACCUCCUGGCCAACACGCCCGAGGCCAACCAUGCCGGUCUCAUGUUCUUCAGCGAUCAUGGGACGCCUGUGGCGUGGCGGUACAACCACGGCUAUGGCUGCCACACGUUCAAGUGGGUGAACAAGGAAGGACGCUUCGUCUACAUCAAGUACCACUUCAUGGCCAAGCAUGGCCAGAAGCAGUUCACCGACGAGGAAGCGGUCCGCAUCUGCGGAGAAGACCCGGACUAUUCGAAGCGUGAUCUCUGGGACGCCAUCGAGCGCGGCGAGGAACUCGAGUGGACCGCCUUUGUGCAAGUCAUGCAGCCCGAGCAGGCCGACCCGGACAAACUCGGAUUCGACCCCUUCGACGUCACCAAGGUCUGGCCAAGAGGCCAGUUCCCCAUGCAGGAGUUUGGCAAGCUGGUGCUGAACAAGAACCCCGAGAACUUCCACCGCGAUGUCGAGCAGGCCGCCUUCUCGCCGGGCAGCAUGGUGCCGGGCAUCGAGGACUCGCCGGAUCCGCUCCUGCAGUUCCGCAUGUUCUUUUACCGGGACGCUCAGUACCACCGCAUCGGCGUCAACCUGCACCAGAUCCCCGUCAACUGCCCCUUCAUGGCCAAGUCGUACGCGUCGCUCAACUUUGACGGCCCCAUGAGGGUCGACGCCAACCACGCGGGCAACAAGCAGUACGCGCCCAACAGCUUUGCCCACAAGUUCCGCCCGGACACGGCCGAAGCCCCCUACACGGUUAGCGACAACAUCAUGAGCCGAAAGAGCCACUAUUGGCACGAGGGCAAGAAGAACGACUACGACCAGGCGACGCAGCUGUGGACCAAGGUCAUGACGCAGCAGCAGAGGGACAACACGUGCAAGAACACGGCAAAGUAUCUCAGCUAUGUCAAGUACCCAGAGAUUCAGAAGAAGUAUCUUGCGCAGCUGCACAACAUCUCUCCGGACUACGCCAAGGGCGUAUUUGGCCGCCUGCGCGAGCCCAAGUUUGACAUGAAUGAAGUCCAGCAGCUCGCCAAGGACGCCCACCUGUGGUACAAGGAGCGGUCGCUGCUCCCGAUCAACGGGGAGAAAUUGCUGGGAUAUGCUCCGCCCACGGCAAUCUAUAAUGUGUAA
Canariomyces notabilis is the source of this 1770-nucleotide messenger RNA. RefSeq names its product heme-dependent catalase. Gene Ontology annotation, cellular component: cytoplasm; peroxisome; mitochondrion. Bases 1 to 1770 code for a protein of 589 amino acids. Gene Ontology annotation, molecular function: catalase activity; heme binding. The transcript has 9 exons. Gene Ontology annotation, biological process: response to hydrogen peroxide; hydrogen peroxide catabolic process. The record is from RefSeq and is a predicted model, not a curated record. NCBI's taxonomy places the organism in Eukaryota, Fungi, Ascomycota, Sordariomycetes, Sordariales, Chaetomiaceae.